Messenger RNA from Ophidiomyces ophidiicola, 306 nucleotides. It is a transcript of the gene ATP17, whose product is annotated as ATP synthase f chain, mitochondrial precursor. NCBI's taxonomy places the organism in Eukaryota, Fungi, Ascomycota, Eurotiomycetes, Onygenales, Onygenaceae. The coding region runs from base 1 to 306 and encodes 101 amino acids. Gene Ontology annotation, biological process: proton motive force-driven ATP synthesis. The transcript is spliced from 5 exons. The record is from RefSeq and is a predicted model, not a curated record.
AUGAGCUACAUCGUUCGUCGAGGGUUGUCCACCCUCAUUCCUCCAAAGAUUGCGUCUCCCUCCGCAAUUGGGGCUGCAAAAGAUGCUGCUCGCAUGGAACGGGUCGGCAACUUCUACGGAAAACUCCCACGGGGCCCAGCGCCUGAAGUCAAACCCAGUGGUUUCUUCGCGCGCUAUCAUGCUAAACAUUUCGGCAAAACCCCCACCGCAAAGCCACUUGUGCACCUCAUUAUCGUAAUGACACUCUUAGGCUAUAGUAUCCAAUAUGUUACACACCUCCGCCACCACAAGAACAAUGCACACUAG